Molecule: messenger RNA, 3088 nt
Organism: Tigriopus californicus
Lineage: Eukaryota; Metazoa; Arthropoda; Copepoda; Harpacticoida; Harpacticidae
Product: nocturnin-like
Exons: 5
Coding region: 534-2234 (566 amino acids)
Molecular function (GO): 3'-5'-RNA exonuclease activity
Source: RefSeq, a predicted model, not a curated record
UGGUUCAAAACACUGUACCUUAAAUUCAUUGUUACGAUUACAAUGGACCUAGGAGCAAAUCGUACGGCCCGUCGCUUGUCAGUGCAACUGAUUGUACGUACAUGCAGUAUAGGUGAGUGAGCGAAAAAGUGUCUGUGCGUGUGAUUGUAAGGCACAUUCAGUGGCCAAAUUCUGCGUCCUGUCAGGCCGAUGAGCUCCAUUGAAUGUGACUUCUCACCAAAUACGCCGCGUACGAAUGAAUGUGAGGCUUCCACCUACCUAUGAACCUCCUUGUAAUGCGAGUCCUGCUUCGAAGUCGAGCAAGGUGCGGGUGGUUUGAAGCACACGAAGAAGGCAUUUUUUUAAUGAGAAGAGCGUCGUGGUAAGGUGGGGAAGCCCUCUUGAAAAGUCUGGAUUGCGGUGAUGAUGGUGAACGAUGAUGAUGAGAGUGGUGAUGAUGAUGAUAUGGUGGUGGUGGUGGUGGUCAUCGCCAACACCCGCAUCUCUGAAUUUGCAGGGGGCACUCUAAUCAGUCGAAUUCAAACAAUCAAACGAUGAACAUUAGCUCAGCGUCCGAAAAGAUGGAAUUAGCUUCAAAAGACGAUGAUGUGGCCCCGUUAAGUACGGGCAACAACAGGAUCAAGAAAAAGAAGAGUAGUUCAUCAUCAUCGUGGACUGAUAGGCUGGAUAAUAACGCCAAGAACGCCUCGGAUCCCGCAGCCGUAGCCCCUCCCUGUAAUGCCAGAAAGAUGAUCAUAUGCAAUGGGCGCGAAAUUGAUCUCCAGGAGCUGAGAGAAUCCUUGGCCGCGGCUGAGAAGAUUGCUCAAGAUAACCUCGAGGUCAAGUCGCAACCAAAAAAGAAGUCCCUCUCAUCGAGCACAAACAAACCGCAAAUCUUUCCCGCAGCCAACCGAAAAUACAGCACUCAAGGAUCAAAUGCCAUGCAUAACGCUUCCAACAACAACAACAACAACAACAACAACAACAACAACAACAACAGCAUUAUCCCCAACACUAGCAAGAAACCCAAAUCUCCCCAAAAGAAAAAAUCCUCCAAAGGCUCGCUUCUAAAACUGACCAAAAGCUCCGGUGCUAACGGAGGUCCUUUUGUUCCCCCUAAACAACUUCUUCUCUAUCUCGUCAGAAUGGGCAGUUUCACGUCUAUGCCCAAAAUUGCUCCGGCUCCCAAUUCUGACGACCGUGAUCUCGCCUAUCCUGAGGAGCCCGAGGAUCUCGAAACGACUUUAGCCCGUUGUUCUGAGCACUUAGCUGGUCUGCCCGAGCCAAUCGAAAGGUCUUGGAGCCAACCACUCCAAUCAAAAUCCAACGAAGACCAGAAUGCUGACUUUCAAGGUGGCGAGAAAAUCCGAGUCCUUCAAUGGAACGCUCUUUCCCAAGCGCUAGGAACAAAGAACGACAACUUCGUGAAAUGCCCUCCAGAGGCGUUGGAAUGGAAAACCCGUCGAUUCCGCAUGCUCGAAGAGAUUGUCCUCCAUGACGCGGAUGUGAUCUGUUUGCAAGAAGUGGACCAUUUUCGGUUCUUUCUCAAAUCAUUGGCGCCCUUGGGCUACCACGGACAUUUCUUCCCCAAACCAGAUUCACCCUGUCUGUAUCUACCCGAGAAUACCGGUCCCGAUGGAUGUGCCAUUUUCUACAAGACCAAGAAAUUUGACCUGACCAAAGUACACAAUCGCGUUAUUGAAGUGUGGCACGUUGAAAGCAAUCAGGUUGUGAUGUGCACCACACUUCGAUCCCGCACCACUGGCCAAGAGGUCUGCGUGGCCACGACACAUUUGAAGGCUCGCAAUGGAGCACUCUUGUCCACUCUUCGCAAUGAGCAAGGCAAGGAUCUCAUCGAGUUUAUGGCCUCAGAAUCAAGAUCUUGUGGGCCUGCGGGGUCCUUGCCCAGAGCCGUGAUUUGUUGCGGCGAUUUCAAUGCCGAGCCCACAGAGCCCGUCUAUCAAACCAUGACAGAAAAUGACUUGAAACUUCAAUCUGCCUACGCUACAAUCGAUGGAAACGAGCCGAAGUACACGACGUGGAAAAUCCGAGAAGACGGCGAACACAUCCAAACUUUGGAUUACAUGUUCUAUUCAGAAGAUCAACUCCAAGUGAAUGGAUUACUGGAUUUUCCCGAUGGUGAAGCUAUUGGUCAGAAUCGAUUGCCUAGCACUGCAUUCGCCUCCGAUCAUUUCUCCCUGGUAGUGGACUUCACGAUGAAAGCUCACCCCAAGAAGAGAUUCUGCAAAGAAUAGUCUAAAACGAAGGCGGUCAUUUCCAUAUCCUCCUCCUUAUACCCCCCCCCCCUAUCACCCCUCAAAAGCUCCUCAUGAGAGACAUAAAAAUAGCAAAAUUGAUUUUGAUCUUCCUCCUCUGUGUGGGUGGGUGAGGGCCUCAUGGCCUUGUUCAGGGGAGGCCGUCAGAAUCACAUAAAAACACCCAUAACCUGUCAUGAGCUUCUGGAAAUUCAAGGUGACACUCCUCUCUACCUUUUUGGGCCCAUAAUCGCGUAGAUGGAUUAUUGGCUUUGGAAGUGGGGAUCGUCGUUUUGGGCAUUAUAAGCUAUACCACAGUGUUGUCUAUUGUCGUUGUCUAUCAGAAAAAUGACAGACUUAUCGCAGAGGAUGAUGAUGAUGAUGAUUAACGGUUGAUGCUGCUGCACAUGACACUGAGCAACAUCAUUCCGAUCUGCAUUUAUCUUAAGGAAACUCAACACUGUUAUCAUCAUAGCUUAAGAAACUGAAAGAAGAUAAUUCGAUGAACCACCACCUUGUUUGUGAACAGCACCUCAAUUGGAGUUAAAGAAGUACUGCUUGUUUUUUUAAAUUAAGAAACUACGCUUUAAAAUCUUGUCGGUCCAAACGGUAAAGUGAAACAAAUUGGUUUGGAAACGGUAUUGAUUAAUGCCGACUUUUUAUUCUUGAUUAGUAAAGAAAGUGCUGGUUGAAGUGCUGUGGUCUAAAUUUUGUAACACCAUUGUAGUUGUCAGUAGGUCUACUUUUCAAAUCAGUCCCGAAUGGUCAAGAUCUUCAGUAUUUAUACAUAUUUAUUUGUAUAGUUAUUGAUGACUCGUUCUUUAUGAAAAUAAAAACCUAUCGUGAAUAACAUG